Cantharellus anzutake is the source of this 607-nucleotide messenger RNA. RefSeq lists its product as uncharacterized. Lineage: Eukaryota; Fungi; Basidiomycota; Agaricomycetes; Cantharellales; Hydnaceae. Gene Ontology annotation, biological process: mitochondrial respiratory chain complex I assembly. The transcript is spliced from 4 exons. The record is from RefSeq and is a predicted model, not a curated record. The annotation marks the transcript as partial.
UCCGGAUUUGGGUAUAGCGGGGGACGUUCCCGUUGCUUUGCCCUUUGGCAAGAGUUCGCGAAAUGUUAUGCUGAUGCAGAGCGCCCGUCGCAGUGUAUUGCACAGUCCGAGGAUUACUUAGAAUGCCUCCACCACACGAAAGAGAUUGCACGUGCAAAGACCGUUAAAGCUCAUCUCGUCGAGAAACUUGCGCACGAAGGGAAAGAAGGACGCAAAGUGGCAGACAUAUUGUCCGAGGGUGUGAUUGUCGGCGUGGGACUCAUCGGCGCAGACAAGCACCCAAAAUCAUGAAUAAAAUGACACUUGACCUUUCUCCUCUGUAGCAGAAGUCCAACAGAAGUCAGCAUGCGGGCGUGCAGGGUGACUGAGGCAGCAGUACUUAAUCAAUAUGAAAUUAUUGGGCCAGCUUCAGCUGUUGGUGUAACAUAGGCCGCAUUGGAGCUAUCUCAAACGGGAGAGAUUUAAUUUUACGAGAAAUUUCUUGCUUCUGAGUCGGCAUUCCCCGUUUCAUUGGAACUAUCGUGAUGCAGCUAAUACGUCGUUCUCGAUGGAUUUUAGUUGUCCAAAUUUAUUGUCAUAUUAGAACAAAAUGACUGAUGUAUCGUCG